AAAACUUCUGCAUACACGCUGACGCUGUCAGUGUGUGAAUCAGUUGCCGAUCAUAGUUGUUAUUGAAGAAGGAAAGUCUGUCUCAUGUCCAAGGACAAAUAUGAAGACUGCUGAUGAGGAGCAAAAGAGCAUUGCUAAUAAAACAGACAAUGCCGCUCGAGAGUUAGUUCCCACUAUUCAGGCUGCGGUUCAUCAUUUCCAACCCAGCUACAGCGCUCAGAGCGGAGGCAAUGUGGUCGCUCCCUCCAUCAUUGGUUCUAGCAUCGGCAACAUAAGCAUCAGUAUCAUCUCAACAGGCCAAGGGUCUGUUGUCUCCUCAGAAGAAACCUUGAAGUCUGCAGACAGCUGUGGUGCUCUACAGCCCCAAAACAAUAAGAUCACAGAAUGUCAAGAGAAAAUGAAAGCUACUCUGAAGAGGAACUUCAGCCAUUUGCUCGAGGGGAUGACGAUGGACUCAAACAAGAUACCUCUCAAUAAGAUCUACACAGAGCUCUACAUCACUGAGGGAGGAAGCGGGGAAGUCAAUAAGGAGCAUGAGGUGAGACAGAUUGAGACGGCAUCCAGGAUACAUGAGUUCCAAGAGAAAUCAAUCCACUGCAAUCAACUCUUUGCUCCUCGACUGGGGCGAGACUGCCGCGUAAGAACUGUGAUCACGCGGGGAGUCGCUGGCAUCGGAAAAACUGUAUCAGCCAAUAAAUUUGCGUUAGACUGGGCUGAGGAAAGAGCCAACACAAACCUGGCAUUUGUAUUCCCGCUCUCAUUUCGAGAGUUGAAUCUGAUGAGAAAGGCAAUUAUAAGUCUGGUGGAUCUUCUCAGCGUUUUUUUCCCGGAAACAAAAGACACGGGAAUCUUCACUACUGGUAAAAACAAAAUGCUCUUCAUCCUGGAUGGUCUGGACGAGAGCCGCUUGUCUCUGGACUUCCACAAAAGCGAAAUACUGUCCGAUGUGACGCAGCCAACCACGAUUGCAGUGAUACUGACCAACCUCAUCAGGGGUAGACUGCUUCCUUUGGCUCUUGUUUGGAUAACAUCUCGCCCUGUGGCUUCCAGUCAGAUCCCGCUGGAGUACAUUGAUCUAGUGACCGAGGUGCGAGGGUUUAACAACCCUCAGAAAGACGAGUACUUCAGGAGAAAAAUCAGUGAUGUGAGCUUAGCAAAUAAGUUGAUCGCACAUGUGAAAUCCUACAGGAGUCUUUACAUCAUGUGCCACAUACCUGUGUUCUGCUGCAUGGCGGCAAGUGUCUUUGAGAAGAAGUUGCAGACGACAGACAGUAAAGACACACCAAAGUCCCUCACGCAGAUGUACAUACACUUUGUGUCCUUGUAUGUGGAGAAUAUGAAGAAGAGGCUGCCCGGGAGAAGAGAGUCAAACGCCGAAUGCAUAAGAGCUAACCUCCUCUCGUUGGGUCAGCUGGCCUUCAAAGAGCUCGAGAAGGGCCACUUGAUCUUCUAUGAGAGCGACCUCAUCCUCAAUGGUAUAAAAGUCACUCAGGCGUCCAUGUUCUCAGGAAUCUACACACAGAUCUUCCACGAGGAGCUGACACUGUGCAAGGAGAAGAUGUUCUCCUUUGUGCAUCUGAGCGUCCAGGAAUUCUUCGCUGCGCUGUACGUCUACCUAAAGUUCAACAACGACAACCUCAACGUCCUGGUCAAGAAGUCGUCUGCUUCAAGACGUUUCCUUUCCAGGGAUUCAUCAGAGCUCAUCCUCUACAAGGAAGCGGUACAAAAGACUUUGCAGUCCGACAAUGGACAUUUUGACAUCUUUCUGCGCUUCCUUUUGGGUCUGUCUCUGGAAUCCAAUCAGACUCUGAUGAAACAUCUAAUGACCAGCAACAGAACAAACCCAAAAACAAGAACAGAGAUCAUUAAACACCUAAAAGAGAAGAUCAAGGAAAAUUUGUCCCCAGACAGAUGCGUAAAUCUCUUUCACUGUCUGAAUGAGCUGAACGACCACUCUCUCGUGGAGGAGAUUCAGAGCUUCCUCAAAUCGGGCAGUCUUAACAAGACCAAACUUUCUUCUGCGCAGUGGGCCUCUCUGGUCUUUGUUUUACUGACAUCAGAAGAAGAGCUGAGUGUGUUUGAUCUGAGCAACUACAGCAGGUCAGAAGAAGGUCUUAGGAGGAUGCUGCCCGUGGUGAAAACAGCCCAAGUGGUAAAGUAAUGUAAAUGCAUUGGUAUUCUCACCGUGGCCUGCUGUAAAAUCUUGGCGACUGGCAUCAGCUCAUCCCAGAUUAGAGAGCUGGACCUGGGCAACAACAACCUGACAGAUGCAGGAAUAACGCUGCUCUCUGGAGGACUGAAGAACAGCAAACUGGUGACACUCAGACUGAAAAGCUGCAACCUGACAGAGCACAGCGCCGAUGCCCUGGCCUCAGUCAUCAGCUCAGCCUCCUGUCAGCUCACAGUCUUGGACCUGUCUGACAAUGACUUUCAGGACGUAGGAGUCAAAAAGCUCUCUGGUGGACUGGGGAGUCCUGAUUGUAAACUGGAAAAACUCACUUUGUCCCUGUGCAGAGUGAUGGAGGAAGGCUGCAUUUUCUUGGCAUCUGCUUUGAACUCAUCUCGUCUCAAAGAGCUCGACCUGAGCUACAACCACCCAGGAGCCUCCGGCCUGCAGCUGCUGUCCGCUCUGCAGAACGACCCACGAUGCAGCCUGCAGACACUCAGGGUGGAACAGUGCGGUGAAUCCAGGAUUCAGCCCGGUCCGAAGAAAUACGCAAAAAAACUCUCUCUGGACCCAAACACGGCACACAGAGACCUCUCUCUGUCAGACGGAAACAGGAAAGCAACGCGCUGGACCGAGCAGCCACAUCCAGAUCACCCGGAAAGGUUUGAUUACUGGAGGCAGGUGUUGUGCACGGACGGUCUGACCGAACGCUGCUACUGGGAGACCGAAUGGGACGGCAGAGUUUUCAUAGGAGUCGCCUACAGACGGAUGUGCAGGAAAGGAGAGGGUCACGACAGCUGGUUAGGUCAAAAUGACUCUUCUUGGGGGCUAAACUGCAACAAAGACGGCUACAGCAGCUGGCACAAAGGCAUGAACGCUGCCGUGACCAUCCCACCAAACUCCAGCCGAGUCGGAGUCUACCUGGACUGGUCUGCGGGGAGACUGUCCUUCUUCAGGGUCUCCUGUGGUGCAGCGACCCUCCUUCACACCUUCCACACCUCCUUCACUGAGCCCGUCUAUCCCGCCUUUCGGCUCGGCUGGGUGGACUCCAAAGUGUACUUGUGCUGAAUGUUACCUGGACAUAUGGACACUGAGGACAUGUGACAUAAUGCUGGAUUUCACUUUGCUCUGAAAUGUUUUGUUCACAGAAAUGACAAAACAUUAAGUUUUUACCUCUAUUGAUAUUUAGCCUUGCAGAUGGUUUUUGGGGUUUGGACCAAACAUUUUUACACAAAACUGUACAGCUUUUUUAUUCAGAAACAGCUACAUUGUACAUAUUUGUCAUUUUAUCGUUAUCUUUACCAUCAUUUUUGAAAUUAUAUAUAUUUAAGUUCUUGAGUGUUGCAGUAUGUGGUUUUAGGAGGCAUGCUUAAAAAAUUUUGUCUUUUUUUUCUUACAUUGUUUUUGUGAUAAAAAAAAGUAGAUUUUUUUCUUUA
Molecule: messenger RNA, 3603 nt
Organism: Plectropomus leopardus (leopard coralgrouper)
Lineage: Eukaryota; Metazoa; Chordata; Actinopteri; Perciformes; Serranidae
Source: RefSeq, a predicted model, not a curated record